Messenger RNA from Nestor notabilis (Kea), 1341 nucleotides. It is a transcript of the gene DNAJC8, whose product is annotated as DnaJ (Hsp40) homolog, subfamily C, member 8. The record is from RefSeq and is a predicted model, not a curated record. The transcript has 8 exons. Lineage: Eukaryota; Metazoa; Chordata; Aves; Psittaciformes; Psittacidae. The annotation marks the transcript as partial. Gene Ontology annotation, cellular component: nucleus.
GUAAAGCAAAUUGAAAAACGAGACUCAGUUUUAACAUCCAAAAACCAAAUCGACAGGCUCACCCGACCUGGAUCUUCCUAUUUCAACCUGAACCCUUUUGAGGUACUGCAGAUGGAUCCUGAAGCCACAGAUGAAGAGAUAAAGAAAAGAUUCCGGCAGUUGUCAAUAUUGGUGCAUCCUGACAAAAACCAAGAUGAUGCAGAUAGAGCCCAGAAGGCGUUUGAAGCUGUAGAUAAAGCCUACAAGUUGCUGCUGGAUCAGGAGCAGAAGAAAAGAGCCUUGGACGUGAUCCAGGCAGGAAAAGAAUAUGUGGAACACACUGUGAAAGAAAAAAAGAAGCAGUUGAAGAAGGAUGGAAAACCAGCCACUGUAGAAGAGGAUGAUCCUGAAGUUUUCAAACAAGCUGUAUACAAGCAGACAAUGAAGCUCUUUGCUGAACUGGAAAUUAAGAGGAAAGAAAGAGAGGCGAAAGAAAUGCAUGAAAGGAAGCGGCAGAGGGAAGAGGAAAUAGAGGCACAAGAGAAAGCUAAACGAGAGCGAGAAUGGCAGAAGAACUUUGAGGAAAGUCGGGAUGGGCGUGUGGACAGCUGGAGGAAUUUCCAGGCAAAUACAAAGGGGAAGAAAGAAAAGAAAAACAGGACCUUCCUGAGACCUCCCAAAGUAAAAAUGGAGCAGCGGGAAUGAUCCUGGCACUGCCCAGGCGCAGCUCUUCAGUCCCCUCCCUGCUUUUAAGGACUCAUUGGCACCUAGAGUAAGAAUUGCUUUUCAGUUGACUGUUUGGUUUCAGUAUAAUUAUUGGUCGAAGUAUUUUUUGUACUCUGUCCAUUUGAACUAGGGCCAUAGUAGGAACUCGGCCAGGACCCCGCUACAUGUAGAACACUUGGCUUAGGAGGUCCCCACCAUUAUUGCUGUCCUGUUUGUCUGCUGCCCUCUAACUCGAUGUUUUGUACUUCACACAGAUUGUGUGUUUCACCACUUCUGUUUCUAGUUUGAGAGCUGAACAAAGCACUGGAAAUGCAUCCCUGCCUUUCCAGGCAUCAUCUUUCCCAGCAAGUUCAGCUUCGGAAAGGUCUGAACUGACUCUGGGAAUCUGCUUCCAGCAUUAUGCAGUGCAUCUAACCUGCAGUUCCAGUCCUGCAGCUCCUCACUGAACUGGGUGGUGCUUGGAAAGACGCCUCCCCCCCACCAGAUCUGAUUUCCAACCUAAAAUCCCAGCUCUCAGGCUUAGUCUUCUGUUAAUCUCAGGCCAGCUGGUCCCUUCCUGUAAAGGAAAAAUAACUUCUCUUGAUUCAUAGUUCAGUUGCAAUGGUCUGUAUGUAAAAUAAAUUUUUACCCAAGUUA